AUGGCAAAUGUCCAAAUCCUCGAUGGAGGCCUAGGAACCUCCCUAGGCGAUCUCUAUAACAUACAAUUCUCCUCUUCAACCACCCCCCUCUGGGCCUCACACAUGCUCGUCAGCGACCCAUCAACACUAGAAGCAUGCCAAACCGACUUUGGGCGCGCAGGAGUAGACAUUCUCCUAACAGCGACCUACCAAGUCUCGCCCGAGGGAUUCAAGCGAACCCAAACCACCGAGUAUCCCAAUGGGAUUCCGCAAUCUGCUAUCGCGCCAUACCUGCGCACAGCGGUUGACGUUGCAUGCCGCGCCAAAGUGCGCGAGAGCGCCAGUGUAGCACUCAGUCUAGGGCCGUACGGAGCUUGUAUGAUCCCCGGGCAAGAGUACAGUGGAGCAUAUGAUUCGGAGCAUGAUUCCGAGGAGAGCUUGUAUGCUUGGCACCUGCAGAGAUUGAGGAUGUUUGUGGAUGCGGGAGUGGUGGGGCAAUUGAAGUAUGUGGCUUUUGAGACUUUGCCGAGACUUGACGAGGUUAGGGCUGUUAGAAGGGCGAUGAAGGAUUCAGGGAUUCAGGUUCCGUUUUGGAUUGCCUGUGUGUUUCCCCGGGAUGAUGAAUUGUUACCGGAUGGAAGCGAGGUUGGGGAGGUUGUGCAGGCUAUGCUUGGAUCUGAAGGUGGUCCUGUGCCGUGGGGGAUUGGGAUCAAUUGUACCAAGAUGCAUAAGCUUUCUGGGCUUGUGGAUUCGUUUGGACAGUCUGUGAAGGAGAUUGCGGGUGAUGCGCCGAGUUUGGUGCUUUAUCCUGAUGGGACGAAUGGGGAGGUUUAUAAUACUACGACGCAAGUUUGGGAGAAGCCAAGUGAGCUGAAUGAUAACGUGAGUGACCGACCUUGGGAAGUUCAGCUGGCUCAGGUGGUCAAUGAAUCAUACGACAAGGGCCAUUUCAAGUCGUUCCUUGUUGGUGGGUGCUGCAAGGCUUCUCAUCAGGAUAUCAAGAAGCUUGGCGAGCAAUUUAAGACUACUUAA
Messenger RNA from Penicillium brevicompactum, 1011 nucleotides. Its product is annotated as homocysteine S-methyltransferase family protein. Gene Ontology annotation, biological process: S-methylmethionine cycle. The record is from RefSeq and is a predicted model, not a curated record. The transcript has 2 exons. Lineage: Eukaryota; Fungi; Ascomycota; Eurotiomycetes; Eurotiales; Aspergillaceae. Bases 1 to 1011 code for a protein of 336 amino acids. Gene Ontology annotation, molecular function: S-adenosylmethionine-homocysteine S-methyltransferase activity.